Xyrauchen texanus (razorback sucker) is the source of this 1839-nucleotide messenger RNA. Its product is annotated as patatin-like phospholipase domain-containing protein 7. Gene Ontology annotation, cellular component: endoplasmic reticulum. Gene Ontology annotation, biological process: lipid metabolic process. The coding region runs from base 1373 to 1684 and encodes 103 amino acids. NCBI's taxonomy places the organism in Eukaryota, Metazoa, Chordata, Actinopteri, Cypriniformes, Catostomidae. Gene Ontology annotation, molecular function: phosphatidylcholine lysophospholipase A1 activity. The transcript is spliced from 5 exons. The record is from RefSeq and is a predicted model, not a curated record.
UCGGCCCCGCCUCCUGAGCCCUCCUCGGCCCCGCCUCCUGAGCCCUCCUCGGCUCCGUCCCCAGAGCCUUCCAGGCCUCCGCCUCCUAGGCCUUCCUCAGCACCGUCUCCUGAGCCCCCAGAGCCUCCCUCAGCUUUAUCUCCAAGGCCCCUUGGAUCAGCCCUAGCCCUUUGGCCGCCUCCCAGGCCCCCUGAACCGGCCCUUGCCUUACGGCCAGCCUCCGGGCCAUCUAAACCCAACCCUGCCCGGGCAAUACCUCCCAGACCACCGAAACCUGUCCCUGCCCGGUCGAUACCUCCCUGGCCUCCUAAACCUUUCCCCUUGUGCCCCCGUGGACUGCCUAAUUUCCCCUUGUGCCCCCGUGGACUGCCUAAUUGCUCCUUGUACCCCCUUACUGUCUUUGUGUGCCUUGUGUCCCCUUUGGUCUGUUAGUUUUUCCUCCCUUUUAGCCCCUCGCCCUGUACAUCUGUUUAUUCCUGUUGGUUCUUCCCUCCUGUCUCUUAGGACCGUCUGGAAUCCGGUCCUUUUGAGGGGGGGAUUAUGUAACGUUCCGGUGUUGUCUGUCCUAUGUUCUCUGUUUUCACCCAUCACGUUUUUCAUGUUUCCUGGUCUGCUCCGUGUUUUCCGUCUCACCUGUCACCGCUCCCAUUCCAUGUCACGUUUUCCCUGUUGUCCGCCUGUAGGCUCACUGUCCGAGCGUAAAACUACAUUUCCCACAAUUCCCGGCCCACGUCACUGCCUGCACUCAUCAGUGUUUCCACCUGUCUCGUUGAGUCUUGAUUGUGUUUGUGUAUUUAACCGUGUCUGUUUCUCCUUUCCCUUGUCGGUCUUUGUAAGUGUAUGCCUGUUUCCCAUGCUUCCAUCAUUGUUACGUCUCCGUUGUUAUACCCGUUUAUGCCUCCCGUUAACCCUUUGUUUGCCUUUCGUGUUUUGUUUAUCUUUUUCCCAUCGUGGAUGUUUGUAUUACCCUUGUUGUCUAAAUAAAACCUCCGCUGCGACUAGAUCCUCAUCCUGUGUCUGCCUCCACCGUCAAUCGUGACAUAGAUUACCGUUUGAGAAAAAAAUCACGGUUGACCGGUUUUACAAUUAUUUGCACAUCUCCUUAUCUCCAACAGCACUGAUGCAAAAAUGCAUAUCGUAUAACCAUUUAACUUCUAUGUGGACAUAUUUCUGGGGGAUAUGUGGACACUAAGGGAAGUCCGAUAAUAAGAAAAUGUAUAAAUACACACACACAAAAAAAGAGGCUGCUGUCAGGUGGGCAUCAUUCGGGCACUGAGUGAAGCAGGAAUGAAUCCCUGUAGAUCUGAUUGGUGGCACCUCCAUCGGUUCGCUGAUAGGGGCUCUCUAUGCUGAAGAGCGAAGCGUCAGUCGUAUGACAGUCAGGGCAUGCCAGUGGGCCAUGGACUUUGGAUCUAUUUUUAAGAAGAUCACAGACUUGACCUUCCCGGUGACAUCCAUGUUUACUGGAAAAUGCUCUCUGUGGAGGUAUGUUCAUGCUAGUAUGUCUCUUUCUGGGUACCUUCCCCCUCUAUGUGACCCUAAAGAUGGACACUUACUCCUGGAUGGUGGCUGCAUAAAUAAUCUACCAGAUGACAUGGCUCGCUCGAUGGGUGCCAAGUUGGUUGAUGUUAGAGUCAAGAUGAGACUAAUCUUACCAACUAAAAAUAUCCUAAAAACAUCCUAAAAAUAUAUGGGUAAAAUAUCCCUUACCAGAGGGUGAUUGUCCUAAGUUUAAAUUUUUUUUUUUAAUUACUUUCUUACACUGACAGAAGAGUCUGAGUACCAGACAGACAAUGAUGAGGAUGCAGUGCUGUCAGGCUUUGAUCUGUCCAACCCGAA